Silurus meridionalis is the source of this 3936-nucleotide messenger RNA. It is a transcript of the gene myo1g, whose product is annotated as myosin IG. The record is from RefSeq and is a predicted model, not a curated record. Gene Ontology annotation, biological process: vesicle transport along actin filament; actin filament organization. Gene Ontology annotation, molecular function: microfilament motor activity; actin filament binding; ATP binding. Gene Ontology annotation, cellular component: myosin complex; actin cytoskeleton; plasma membrane. Lineage: Eukaryota; Metazoa; Chordata; Actinopteri; Siluriformes; Siluridae. The transcript has 22 exons. Bases 138 to 3164 code for a protein of 1008 amino acids.
CGUUUAACUAAAGGAAGGCUUUUUACACCACACCCACAUCAGACUACGACAGCCUCCUCUACCGGCUCAUACUACUUCCCUCUCUUUUUCUCUGUCUUUCCUGUCAUCAUCCACGCGUCUCUCCAUCCACUGCAGGGAUGGCUGAACUGGAGGGCUUUGAGUUUGGCAAGUCAGACUUCGUGCUCCUGGACGAGGUGACUAUGGAGCAGUUCCUGGAGAACCUAAAGCUCAGGUUUGAGAAAGGCAGAAUCUAUACGUUUAUUGGAGAGGUGGUCGUGUCAGUGAAUCCCUACAGAAAGAUGGACAUCUAUGGGAAGGAAAACAUUGAUGCGUACAGAGGGAGAGAGCUGUAUGAAAACCCGCCUCACCUCUAUGCAGUAGCUGACGCCGCCUACAAAGCAAUGAAAAGAAGAGCGAAAGACACCUGCAUAGUCAUUUCAGGUGAAAGUGGAGCAGGGAAGACAGAAGCCAGCAAAUACAUUAUGCAGUACAUUGCUGCUAUCACCAAUCCCAGCCAAAGGGAAGAAGUCGAGAGUGUGAAGAACGUGCUCCUAAAAUCAAACUGUGUUUUGGAGGCAUUUGGGAAUGCCAAGACCAACCGCAAUGACAACUCGAGCCGUUUUGGAAAGUACAUGGAUAUUAACUUUAAUUUCAACGGAGACCCAACAGGAGGACACAUCAACAACUAUCUGCUGGAGAAGUCAAGGGUCAUCCAACAGCAAGAGGGAGAGAGAAACUUCCACUCGUUCUACCAGUUGUUACGUGGAGGUUCUGAAGACCUGCUGAAGUCCCUCCAUCUUAACAACGAUCCUUCAGAGUACUUGUACACCAGCCAGGGCUCCUCAGUCACUACUUCCACUGAUGACCGGAGGUGUCACAAGGAAGUGCUGAGUGCACUGAAAGUGAUCGGGUACAGUCAGGAAGAAAUCAACUCCAUCUACAAAAUCCUGGCCACCAUCCUCCUGCUGGGAAACCUGCAGUUUGUGAGUGAUGGAGAGAGUGUGGAGUUGGCCGGAGGGGACGCAGUGAAACACAUUGCUGAGCUCACAGCGUCUGAGGACGAGAGUGUGUAUAAAGCACUGCUAUAUCGUACGGUGGCCACAGGGGGUGGUGAGGUCAUCUCGAAAGGGCACAGCGAGCAGGAGGCCAGCUACGGCCGAGACGCAUUUGCCAAGGCGUUAUAUGAGCGGUUAUUUGGUUGGAUCGUUGGUCGAAUUAACUCUGUGAUUGAGGUGAAGAACUACAACCCAGCUUUGCAUGGCAAAAACACAGUGAUUGGAGUGCUGGAUAUUUACGGUUUCGAAAUCUUUGACAAUAACAGCUUCGAGCAGUUCUGCAUUAACUACUGUAACGAAAAGCUACAGCAGCUUUUCAUCGAGCUCAUUCUCAGACAGGAGCAGGAGGAGUAUCAUAGAGAGGGAAUUACCUGGCAACAUAUCGACUACUUCAAUAACCAGAUCAUCGUGGAUCUAGUGGAACAGGCACAUAAGGGUAUCAUCUCUAUUCUGGAUGAGGCCUGUCUCACUGCCGGAAAAGUCACAGACACUGUCUGCCUCGAAAGCAUGAACAACAAGCUCGGGCAGCACCCUCACUACACGUCCCGCAAGCUGUGUCCCACUGACAAGAGCAUGGAGUUUAAUCGUCAUUUCCGCAUCCGACACUACGCCGGCGACGUCACGUACUCGGUGGAAGGAUUUCUGGACAAGAACAAGGAUCCGCUCUUUCAGGAUUUUAAGCGACUGAUGUAUAACAGUUCAGACCCAGUGCUUAAGGACAUGUGGCCUGAGGGGAAGCUGAGCAUUACAGAGGUGACCAAGCGACCACUGACUGCUGCGACUCUCUUCAAGAACUCCAUAAUCGCCCUGAUUGAUAAACUCGGCUGCAAGGAGCCGUACUAUGUGCGCUGCAUUAAACCCAAUGAGGCGAAGUCUCCAAUGCUGUUCGAUGAAGCACGCUGCAAUCAUCAGGUGGCCUACCUCGGCCUGCUGGAAAACGUUCGUGUUCGUAGAGCUGGCUUUGCCUACAGACAGCCCUACGAACGCUUCCUGCAAAGGUAUAAGAUGACAUGUGAGUACACGUGGCCUAAUCACCUUAUGGAAAGCGACCGUGAGGCUGUGGAGGCCAUUAUUGUCCAGCACAGCUUUGAGGAAGACGUGGCUUAUGGACACACCAAGUUGUUUGUUCGGACUCCUCGCUCUCUCUUCACUCUGGAGCAGGAGAGAGCUGCACUCAUUCCCAUCCUCGUCCUCUUUCUGCAGAAGGUGUGGCGUGGGGCUUUGGCACGGAUGCGAUGUCGACGCAUGCGGGCAAUCUACUCCAUAAUGGGCUGCUAUAAGCUCUACAAAGUAAAGGCUCAUUUCUGGGAGGUGGAAAGACGCUUUGCUAAUGUGCGCAACAUGGAGGACUACGGGAAGAGCGUGGAGUGGCCGACUCCACCUGCUGCCCUGCUGGAGUUCCACAAAAUCACUCAACACCUACAUCGCAGAUGGAGAGCAAGACGGAUUGUCAAGAACAUCCCUCCAUCUGACAUGGCAGAAGUGCGGGCAAAAGUGGCGGCUAUGAGCGCUCUGAGUGGAGAGAGAUUGGAUUGGGGAUACAACCGAACCUGGGAGAGAGACUACCUGGCCAGCGCAAAAGACUUUCCAUUAACCAGCUCCAACUUUGUCCGAAUCACCAAAGAGCUGAAGAACAAAGACCAGUACGGCCAAGUCCUCUUUUCAAGUUUCGUCAGGAUGCUGAACUGGUUCAAUAACACAAAGGACAGAGCUCUUCUCAUCACAGACAAGCACAUCUACCGACUAGAGCCCAAGAAACACUUUAAAGUGCAGAAACGAAUAGCAAUUGAGACUGUUACUGGUUUAAGUGUAACAAGUGGAACGGACCAGAUGGUGGCGCUACACACUGUAUCUCAUGAUGACUUGUUGCUACACAUGCAGAGGGGUCAGCUGGCAACAAAUCAGGACCGUGUCGGGGAACUCGUCGGGACGUUGUGUGAUCAUUUCGCACGGGUGAGAAACACUCCUCUGACAGUUAAAGUGUCCUCUGACAUCCAAGUCCACCUGAGCAAAAAAGUAAAGGACGUGACAGUGGAGACGAGACCUGGACAAACCACGGUUGACUUCAAGAAAAGUCGCUCGGGAUUCACUUUAGUGCUUCCUCCUUAGGAAAACAACACCCGAUUGGCUGAAAUAAAACAUGAUGUAUGCCAAGGAAAACAUCUUCUCAGUGGGAAAAACUGACUGCUCUAAUCAAGACUCUUACUUAAAUACAAAAUCCAAUGGCUACACUUUUUAUAUGCAUAUGAAUAUUUUUGUUACCAGAUGUGUUUAUAUCGUUUAAGUAGAGCACAUUUUUGUAUUUUCUCUGCAGUAUUGAUCAAUAUCAGGUAUUACUAUUAAUGUUUUUGCACUUAUUGUGCUUUUAAUACUUGCCUAUUUAAAGCAUUGCUUUAGGAUUCCAUGUUCCUAAUAUGGCUGGAGAAGUAUUUUUAUAUAUGGUGAUAUUGUGCAUUUUAUUUAUAUAGACUGAUAAGUGGCCAUUUUCUAAAACAAUCAUAUCAAGUAUUAAAUGAUUAAUGAUUUAGUUACAAAAGUAUUUAAUUUAUCUGAAUUUAUUAAGAGACAUUUCAUGAAGAGAAAGUUAUCAUGAAACGUUACAAUGUGUUAAACCACCGCAUUGUUAAAUUCUUCAAUCUGAUUGGUCAGAAGGUGGUAGUUAAAGUUCCAACACACCAGCUUUGACUCUUGUGCUGGUCAUUACUCGCCUCACAGCUUUAUAUGAAUGCACUCAUUCUAAUGUCAUUGUUAUUAACUAUAUUAUGGGCUGCAUCACAGCAACUAAUCAUGUCUUGCUUUUCUCAAACAGCACACCUCCAAGUGUUUUAUAACUUCAUAGAUGUUUCGAAAGUUUAUUAAAAUGUUUUAAUGUUGUCAUUUA